Messenger RNA from Emericellopsis atlantica, 1287 nucleotides. Its product is annotated as NmrA family transcriptional regulator. The record is from RefSeq and is a predicted model, not a curated record. Lineage: Eukaryota; Fungi; Ascomycota; Sordariomycetes; Hypocreales; Bionectriaceae. The transcript has a single exon. Gene Ontology annotation, molecular function: oxidoreductase activity. The coding region runs from base 132 to 1052 and encodes 306 amino acids.
CUUCUCACAUAAUACCUUCAGUAUUAAGGAUUCGAGACCCCUCACUACAGUCUACAUGUAAGCAUCAACAAUCUCGCUUCCAUCACGUCCUACUACCCGUCACAAUUUUAUUCUCUGCCUGUGAUUGAGCCAUGGCAACGAAUAGUCCCCAAAUCUGCCUUGUCGGCGCGAAUGGCAACCUAGGGUCCGUCCUGCUGCCCGCUCUCCUGGACGCCGGUUUCCCAGUCACGGUGCUGCAUCGCUCCAACUCUACCAACCCGGCGCCCCUGAAGCACGAGAACCUCUCCUUGCUGCCCGUCGACAAGGAUUUCCCCAUCCCAGAGGUCACCAAGGCCUUGAAACCGUUCAAGGUCGUCAUCGCUGCAUUCCCACUGCCGAACCAGUUGCAGCUCCAUCUGCGUCUGGCCUACGCUUCCGCGAGCGCUGGCGUGGAGCGAUUCAUCCCCGCCGACUUUGGGUCGUGCGACGCUGCCAGUCCGGAGGCACUGAAGAGACUGCAGCUGUACAGGGACAAGGUCAAGGUCCGUGAGCGAUGUGAGGAGCUCGCGCGGGAAUUCAAGACCUUCUCGUGGACCGCCCUUGUCUGUGGUCACUUCUUCGACUGGGGUCUCCGAGCUGGCUUCCUGCACUUUGACAUCAAGAAGCAGGAGUCGCUGAUCCUCGACGGAGGGGACAUUCCAGCCUCAGCUUCGACGCUGAGACGCGUGGGCGAGGCCACUGUGGCGGUUCUCAACAGGCUGGAAGAGACGAAGAACAAGACGCUCUACGUCCAAUCCUUCAACCCGUCGCAGAACCAGGUUCUAGCCUCGCUGGAGAAAGCCACAGGCGCCAAGUGGAAGGUGAACCAGGCCGAUAGUCAAACGUUCUUGGAAGAGCAGCAGAAGAAGGUGGAUGCCGGUGAUCGACAUGCUGUAGAAGAUGUCGUGUUUGCAUUGGGGGCUAUCGAUGCAGACUGGACCAAGAAAGACGCCUUUGCUAUGGAGCUACUCGGCUUGAAGGACGAAGACUUGGAUCAAGUUGUGAAGGAGGUUGUCGAUGGCUUUGCCGGGUGAGUAAGCAGCUUCAAUACACAUUGGGCUUUGACGUCUUCCAGCACAGCUUGGCUUGGGCAUUUUCUCGCUCUCCUCCACAGAAUCUUCACAGUAGCCACGCGACAUCCUCUAUUCAAUUGUGCAAUGCAAACAUGACGGUCCGCAGCUCUUCGAAAAUGAGGCGAUGCGCUUUCCCAGACGCAUGGGCACAAAGAACCGAGGCUUUGUUGCUUCACGCAAGAAGCAAGCAAGCAAG